Molecule: messenger RNA, 429 nt
Organism: Staurois parvus
Lineage: Eukaryota; Metazoa; Chordata; Amphibia; Anura; Ranidae
Source: the annotation of a GenBank genome assembly
UCACCGAUCGGAAAGAGCCGAAGAUGUCGGCUCUGUCAUGUGAUCAGCUGUGUCCAAUCACAGCUGAUUGAAUGUCAUCAGUGUGCCCUGAUGAUCAGUGUAGCCCCAUCAGUGCCAUCUGUCAGUGUCCAUCAAUGCCACCUGUCAGUGCCCAUCAGUGCCACAUAUCAGUGCCUAACAGUGCACAUCAAUGCCACAUAUCAGUGCCCAUCUGAGCUGCCUUUCAGUGCCAGUCAGUGCCACCUAUCAGUGCCAGUCAGUGCCACCUAUCAGUGCUGGCAAUCAGUGCCAGUCAGUGCCGCCUAUCAGUGCUUGUCUGUGCCGCCUAUCAGUGCCAGUCAGAGCCGCCUAUCAGUGCUACCUAUCAGUGCCGCCUCUCAGUGCCAUAUAUGAGUGCUGCCUUGCAGUGCCCAUCAGUGAUGCCUCUCA